Coccinella septempunctata (seven-spotted ladybird) is the source of this 1480-nucleotide messenger RNA. RefSeq names its product phospholipase A1-like. Lineage: Eukaryota; Metazoa; Arthropoda; Insecta; Coleoptera; Coccinellidae. The record is from RefSeq and is a predicted model, not a curated record. Bases 271 to 1314 code for a protein of 347 amino acids. Gene Ontology annotation, molecular function: lipase activity. The transcript has 5 exons.
UCUCCAAUUUUUCAGUGAAAUCUAUUAUUUUUCUUCAUUUCCAUCUCGCCCCUGAAUCUCAAAGUCUCUCAACAAUAUCUGAUGCAAAUAAUCACGACCUUUCUGAAGUGAACGUAUCUGUGGUGGUCAUUCGAUAACGUUGAUUAAUACUUGCAUCUACCAUAAAAAGUCGGUAACGUUAACAAGACGGAAUCUAUUAAAUUUCAUUAAUCGAUUGAAAAGUUUCAGUUCACUUGUUGCUUUCGUUUCUGUUGUUUCCCAGAGAUACCCAUGUUCGAACACUUUCAUUCGGUGAUUUUGGUGCUCCUGUUCAGCUAUGGAACUCCCUUUCCUACAGACAGACCUGCCAUCAACAUCAAAUUCCUCGAACUGCUACCAGAACACCUCUCCAACGCCUUUUUGGGGACACUCUUCAACUCUUCUCUUUCUAACGUGCUCAAAGUAGCAGAUAGGUUCAAAUUCUGCAACGCUGAUGUCGACGAGUUGAAAUUCUUGGUGUACACAGUUAACCAGAGUGAACCUCAAGAUAUGAGAGUUACCAAGGUGAACAUGGACAUGGAUCUGCCCACGAAAAUUUUGAUCCACGGUUGGUUUGGCACCGGAAAUAACGAAUUCAUCAAGAAGCUGGCCAAUCAGUACCACAAGAAGGGGAAGUAUAAUGUUAUAGGUAUAGACUGGUCUAAACACUCUAAAAAGGAUUAUAUCCGAUCAUCCUGUACCACAAUGGAUAUUGGAAAAUCCAUCAGUAAAUUCGUAUGGGACAUUAUAAGAAACGACGUCACGAAACUGUCUAAUAUCCAUCUCAUAGGACAUUCUCUAGGUGCUCAAGUGGCAGCUUUUGCCGGUAAAGAUAUGCAGGAGAGGACUGGAAGGAAAAUUGGGAGAAUAACUGGUUUGGACGCAGCAGCCCCUUUGUUCGAAUUUCCCUUGAAGGUUCCCAAGCAUCUGAGGCUGCAUUCAGAAGAUGCGGAGUUUGUGGAUGGUAUCCACACCAAUAUGGGUUUCUUUGGCUUCGCGUCAGCUUUUGGGACUGUAGAUUUUUUCGUUGAGAAUGGCAGCCCUGUGCAGCCAGGUUGCAACGAGGAGAACUUCUUCGAAGAUCUUGUUUGCAGUCACUCAAGGGCUGUGGAUCUCUACCAAGAAUCCAUAAUUUCGAAGAAAUUAGUGGGACAGGAGUGUCCAAAUCCUUUCGUGUAUCGCAUAGGAUUAUGCUCGAACAGAAAGCGAGCUGUUAUGGGAGAGGAGAGUCCAAGGACUGUCAAGGGUAGUUAUUUCUUGGAAACAUACGACCGACCCCCGUAUGGUAGGGGUUGAUGAGCCAGGAGGAAUUUAAUUGGGAGGAAACUUGAUGUACUUGAGAUUUCUACGGGUUGCGACAGUGUAAAGUGUAAAUAACAGGUUGUUAGUGAAAUUAAGGAAAUAGAUUGAACAUAUUUAUUAAUAUUAUCCUGUAAUGUAUACGUAAUAUUCUGUUAUUAAU